GGUACGGACAUUGUACGGCUCCGUCAUGGCGAGGUCUUUUCUUUUGAUGAGUGCAGAUCCGGGAAGCUCCUGAACCACUGAUUCCACCUGUGUGCUCCUCUUUACCAGUGCCUGGAGAGUUUGAAACAGAUCUACAAUGUCUUUCCAUCAAACCUUUGACAACUUUUUUCCUUUCAUCGCUGCAACUUUACUAGAACAUUAGAUCUUCUUCUCCUUAUCUAGGUCCAAGCUCCUAGAAAGGACGGCUCUUGUGGUGUGCGGUUUCGGGUUUCUUCUUUAGUCCUUCUUUGAUAACUUUCGCACAAGUUCUCGGCUCGGCCUGUUCUCUCAAGUCCACUCUCGAGCCUUCUCGAAACGAUGUCUACAACGCUCUCAAAUCUUCAUGGUAACUUAACACAAGAACAGGAAGAAGAAGUGGAUGACCUUGUCAUCUUACCAAACGUCGAUAACUCCGAGCUGAUUGCUCAAUUCAAACUCAGUCUGGUAGGAAGAAUCUUCAAUACUGAACGCCGCAGCGUCAAGGCUCUCAUCUCUCUACUCCCUCGACCUAACAUUUGGGAUGUGGAGGGAAGGGUUAGAGGACUGGAUCUAGGAAACCACAGAUUUCAGUUUGAUUUUGAAUCAGAGGCUGACCUCGUUAAAGUCUUAAACAAGAGGCCAUGCCAUUUCAACAAAUGGGCCUUUGCUUUGGAACGGUGGAUUCCUCAUGUCGGCGACACCUUUCCUAAUACCAUGACUUUCUGGAUCAGUGUCAGCGGCAUCCCAACACACUUCUGGAUGGAUCCUAUUUUCGAUUCCCUGGGCGGAAGGCUUGGCAAUGUGGGGCUUAUUGAUGCUAGAGCCGCUAAAGUUCAAGUUGAAAUAAACAUGGAUCGUCCUCUAAGAUUUGCCCUCCGAGCCCAGCUGCCCACGGGUGAGAUCGUCCCGGUAAAGCUUGUUUACUCUAACCUCCAUCGCUACUGUAGGCACUGUCGCCAUGUUUCUCAUGAGGUGGAGUCUUGCCCACAACUCUCUGAAGCUGAAAGAACAGAGAAAAGCUCAAGAUUGGAGGAAGAUAGGGACCUUCCAAAUUUUAACAGAAUUGAUGCUCAAAGAAAGGGAGAGACCUCGAAGCGACCCUUACCUCAACAGUUCAAAGACAGACGCAGUGGGGAGGACACUCACAGGGACACCCGAGAUAGCGUUUGGAAACGCAUUGACUCUCGGUAUGAUCCACGAGUUGACCCUCGCCCAUCCUCCAAAUAUGAUCACCGACAUGAUAGCAAACCUGUUGAUCGUCAAAGGGAUCCUCCUAUCCGUGACUCCUAUAAUAAACGAAGAUAUGAUGAGUCUUUUCUCUCAAGUAAACAAAGAGAGGCAUCACGCAGGGAGAGAGACAAAGGAAAGGACAGAGAAAUCUCACCUAGCAAGAUCGACACUCGGGAUUUGGCAAAGGAAUUUACUCGUGAACCCCUUGCUGUUGCAGCUCCCUCCCCCAGCGAUCAGUGCCAGUGCCCAUUCCCACGGUUGUACCAGCAAGACAAGUUACAGUUUCUCCAGAACUCACCAGAGACAGACCUUUCAGUCUGAACCUCCAAAAGAAAGCCUCCACAGACCUGAAACUUAAAAAAAAAAAUUUAGAUGAAGAUAAGGUUUCAGACGAGGGAAGCUCUGCUAGGAAAAGCUUAAACUUUGAAGCUCCUUCAGACCCACCUUCUGUCAAUCUACCUAUCACACUGGCCCAAGAGACAUCAAUCAAGGAAACUCGUAAAAGCUGGUAUGAAUUGACACUAGAAGAGGAGGGUUCUAUGACUGAAGAAGCGAUGAAC
This is a messenger RNA of Brassica napus (rape), 1808 nucleotides long. RefSeq lists its product as uncharacterized. The coding region runs from base 358 to 1569 and encodes 403 amino acids. The transcript has a single exon. The record is from RefSeq and is a predicted model, not a curated record. NCBI's taxonomy places the organism in Eukaryota, Viridiplantae, Streptophyta, Magnoliopsida, Brassicales, Brassicaceae.